AUGUCGGCCAAUGAAAGCAGUUGCUCUAGGGAGCAUUCGCGCCAGGCACGGAAGAUCAUUGCUAAGAGCGUCUACCCGUUCCUGGAUAAAGACCCGGCGCUGGCUAUCCCUCUAGCAUGCCCGCUCCACCCAGAGCUCGACGUAUUCAAGGACCAGGAGUUGCACAAGAGAUUGGUGCCAGGAAAAUUGGAUACUUUUCAGUGUGGCUACUGCCAGAAGCAAUUCAAGACGGAGUUCUACAUGGACAGGCACAUGGACAACAAACACGCGGACCGGCUGAACCUCGCCGGAAGCGACGCUAUCGGCCACGGCAUUGAACCGGCACCCGGGCGCUGCCUCGGCGACCUGUGCCCGGAGCUGGGGUGCGGUGACUAUGCCGCGGACUCCUGUAGCGUGGAGAUCCACGCCGGUGGCGGAUCGUCGUUGGGCACGGGCGCGGGGACGAUCAGGAGGGGGUGCGGGGCCUGUGACCCCGCGGACAUGGAGCGGAGGAGACGCCGGUGCAGGGCGCUGUUCCACGGUUGCUUCGACGACUCAACUGGCAGCGCCGGUUCUGACGGAGGCAUUGUUGAUGCGGGACCUGGACGAGAAACCGGGGGUUUCGGAAGCACCGGCGAUUAUUUUGUGCGACAGGAUCCUUGGUCUUCCUCUGUGUCUUUGUCUGUCGAGCUGGGGUCUCGAGAUCGGGUCUUGGGCUAG
This is a messenger RNA of Ectocarpus siliculosus, 699 nucleotides long. Lineage: Eukaryota; Phaeophyceae; Ectocarpales; Ectocarpaceae. The record is from the annotation of a GenBank genome assembly.